GAGGAUGGCUUUAAGAACCUACUUCAGCACAUUGGAAAAGAGAAUCCUUUUUUCGAGCGCCUCAUUGCCCUCGCGGGUGACUUCGAUGCGGAGAGGCCGAGAAAAUCCUUUACGAUGUGGCGUUACGCGGAUGUGGAGUUUAGGGAUUUGACUACGAAGUUGAUGAACUUGGAUCUAGCGAGGAGGAUCAUUACGCGGGGGGCUCUGGAGCAUCCUUGGUUC
Molecule: messenger RNA, 222 nt
Organism: Eremomyces bilateralis CBS 781.70
Lineage: Eukaryota; Fungi; Ascomycota; Dothideomycetes; Eremomycetales; Eremomycetaceae
Exons: 1
Source: RefSeq, a predicted model, not a curated record